AUGGCAGCCGGGAAGUACCCAGAGAGGCUGGAGUGCUCGUACCACCAUUAUGGGACCGUGGCGAAGAGUAAUGAAGAUGUUGGUGAUGAAGACGUAGGUCCCGAAGAGAGCCGAUACUCGAGCCUCGUUGCAGAGAAGGCGCAUAGGAAGAACGCGAAGAAUUAUUAUAGGAAUCACGAGAAAGUGUGGCUGGAUUAUAACGUGGGUCAGAAUCAGUUUGGUAGGAUGAUAUAUGUGGAUGUUGGGGAUGCGAUUCAGGGUAUGAAUGGGAAAAAUCCGCAGAAGAUUGAAGUGGCUGUUGGUAGAUAUUGGAGGAGGAAGCGGGAUAAGCGGAGGGCGGAUCAGUGUCGUACAUUUCUGUUGGUGAACUGGGUGAACCGAACGAGGGUUCAACACGAUCAACAUAAUAGUAAUUCGGAGAAGUAUGAGUGGGGGAAAGUCCCGGCGAAGAAGAGAGAUCGUCGUCCACUGUGUCUGGAGAGUUAG
This is a messenger RNA of Lentinula edodes (shiitake mushroom), 486 nucleotides long. RefSeq lists its product as uncharacterized. The transcript has 4 exons. The record is from RefSeq and is a predicted model, not a curated record. The coding region runs from base 1 to 486 and encodes 161 amino acids. NCBI's taxonomy places the organism in Eukaryota, Fungi, Basidiomycota, Agaricomycetes, Agaricales, Omphalotaceae.